This is a messenger RNA of Phragmites australis (common reed), 4128 nucleotides long. Its product is annotated as MDIS1-interacting receptor like kinase 2-like. The transcript has 4 exons. The coding region runs from base 338 to 2836 and encodes 832 amino acids. Gene Ontology annotation, molecular function: protein kinase activity; receptor serine/threonine kinase binding; ATP binding. NCBI's taxonomy places the organism in Eukaryota, Viridiplantae, Streptophyta, Magnoliopsida, Poales, Poaceae. The record is from RefSeq and is a predicted model, not a curated record. Gene Ontology annotation, biological process: protein phosphorylation.
UGCCCAUGUAACUACAACUCCCUACCAAUGUCUUCAAUCUUUUUCCUGAUUACUUAUCUUCUCCAGCAAAACAAAAUGUCAGUACGCUUCCUCGUCCUGUUCGUCUUAUGCCUUCAUUGCCUUCAACUGCAUGCGCAUGGAGGCAUCUCACUGAAGUCUCAACAGAUGGCACUUCUUCAUUGGAAGUCCACACUCCGGAACUCACCGCCACAGAUGAGCUCUUGGCAGGACCAUACCAGGCCGUGCAAUUGGACCGGCAUCUUGUGUACGCCUGUGCGCCAUGGACGCCGCAGGCUCUGGGUCGUGACCAACAUCUCCCUCCCAGGUGCCGGCAUCCAUGGCCAGCUCGGACAAUCAACUUUCUGGUUCAAUGCCAAAAACUUUUGGCAACCUGCAAAACAUCCAAGAUCUACAACUAGCUAACAAUACCAUAAGCGGUGAGAUACCCACUACCCAUGGAAAUUUGACCCAGCUAAAUACUUUGUAUUUAAAUAGUAAUGAACUGUCCGGGCCAAUACCCAUAGAACUAGGCAAGCUCAUUAACCUGCAUGGUCUUGAUCUCAGCAAUAACAAGCUCACAGGUCCCAUACCCCUAGAACUUGGCAUCCUAUCAAAUCUUCAGAUUUUGACAUUGUAUAACAACCAAAUUUCUGGUUUUAUUCCAAACAACUUAGGAAACCUUAGCAACCUCCAACAUUUGUCUUUGCAAAUGAAUCAACUUUCUGGCUCAAUACCAAAAACUUUCGGCAACCUGCAAAACAUCCAAGAUCUGUACAUCCACACUAACCAAUUAUCAGGUCCUCUUCCUCAUGAGUUUGGAAAUCUCACAAGCAUAGUAGUACUUCAGCUAACUAAUAACUCCCUUUCAGGCCCUUUGCCCGCAAAUAUAUGUAUGGGUGGCAAACUCAAAGUUUUCUUGGUUUCUUUGAACAUGUUUGAUGGCUCUAUUCCGAGGAGCUUGAAGGAAUGUACAACCUUGGUUCGACUUUCACUAUAUGGGAACAAGCUAACGGGAGAUAUAUCCAAUCAUUUUGGUGUGUAUCCACAACUCGUGACAAUACGAUUAGAAUCAAAUAGGCUCUCCGGGGAAAUCUCACCGAAUUGGGGUGCCUGUCCCCAACUAGAGGUACUACAUUUAUCAGAAAAUUCUAUCAGUGGCAAAAUACCCUCUGCUCUUUCUAAAUUGUCCAACUUGGUUGAACUAAAACUCGAUUCUAAUAAUCUCAGUGGUGAGAUACCUCAUGAAAUUGGCAAUUUAACAAAUCUUUAUAGCCUGAAUUUAUCACUAAAUCAGCUGUCUGGAUCCAUACCACCACAGCUGGGAAAGCUGAGAAAUUUAGGUUACCUUGAUAUAUCUGGUAACACUUUAAGUGGAUCCAUACCUGACCAAUUGGGAGACUGCAUCAAGCUACAGUCCUUGAGGAUUAACAAUAACAACUUCAAUGGGAAUUUGCCUGGUGCAAUAGGAAAUUUGGCAAGCCUACAGAUCAUGUUAGAUGUUAGCAAUAACAAACUCAAUGGUGUCUUGCCACAACAACUUGGAAUGUUGGAGAUGCUGGAAGUUCUUAAUUUAUCCCACAACCAGUUCAGUGGAAGCAUUCCUCCCUCCUUUGCCAGCAUGUUGAGCCUAUCAACGCUUGAUGUGUCCUACAACAACUUGGAAGGACCAAUCCCAGAAGGACAUCAAUUUCAAAAUGCUUCAGCUAGCUGGUUUCUCCACAAUAAAGGUCUGUGUGGUAAUCUCUCUGGCUUGCCACCAUGUUAUUCAACUCAAGUAUCUGGUCGCCAUAAAAGAAGGCUACUUGCUUUGCUGCUUCCAAUUGUCCUUGUUGUGGGUUUCACCAUUCUUUCUACAACUGUAAUUAUCAUGAUCCGUGCUCAUAACAAGAGAAAGCCCCAAGAAAGUGUUACUAGCAACGGAAGAGACAUGUUCUCUGUCUGGAGUUUUGAUGGAAGACUUGCAUUUGAGGAUAUCGUCAGGGCAACUGAAAAUUUCGAUGACAAUUACAUCACUGGAACAGGAGGAUAUGGAAAAGUAUACAAAGCACAACUACAGGAUGGACAGAUAGUUGCUGUGAAGAAGCUUCAUCCCACUGAAGAAGAGAUGAAUGAUGAAAGAAGAUUUUCACACGAAAUGGAAAUCUUAUUGCAAAUUCGACAGAGAAGCAUUGUCAAGUUUUAUGGAUUUUGCUCCCAUCCAGAGUACAAGUUUCUUGUAUACGACUACAUAGAGAGGGGAAGCCUUCACAUAACAAUGGAAAACGAGGAGCUAGCUAAAGAAUUGAACUGGGAAAAGAGAUCAACUAUGGUUAAAGAUGUGGCUCAAGCGAUAGCUUAUUUGCACCACGAGUGCAAUCCACCGAUAAUCCAUCGAGAUCUCACAAGCAACAACAUCUUGCUCGAUAGAACUUUCAAGGCUUAUGUCUCGGAUUUUGGUACAGCAAGGAUUUUGAAACCGGAUUCAUCAAACUGGAGUGCGCUAGCAGGCACUUAUGGCUAUAUAGCUCCUGAGCUAUCCUACACAUCUAUUGUCACAGAGAAAUGUGAUGUUUAUAGCUUUGGUGUGGUUGUCCUCGAGGUAGUGAUGGGGAAACAUCCAAGAGAUCUUCUGCAUCACCUCACAUCAUCACGGGAGCAUUCUAUGGAACUUGAGGAAAUCCUGGAUCAGCGACCAGCGGCACCAACCACAACAGAAGCGAAAGACAUAGCUCUCCUAAUGAAGGUGGCAUUUUCUUGCCUGCAAGCUUCUCCACUAGCAAGGCCAACAAUGCAGGAGGCAUACCAGGCCCUUAUCCAUCAUCAGUCUUCUUGUUCUUCCCAAGACAUUUCAGUAUAGGUGGCAUUCCUAAUUGGAGUGUUCUGUUAUGGUGCAGAGCUGUCAUACACAUGUAUUGUGACAGAGAAAUCUGACGUCUACAGCUUUGGUGUGGUUAUGCUAGAGGUGGUGCUGGGGAAGCAUAAAAAAGAUCUUUUUCAUCACCUUCCAUUAUCAUUACAGUUUACAGGAGCAGCAUUUGCUGCUUAAGGAAGUCUUCAAGUUCCUGCCGGGGUGGGUUCGGGUUUCGCUUUGCACCCACGGGUGACCCACAGGCCUCGAAAUCUGGCUCAAUCCUCAAUUCCUCAGGAGUGAGUGGGCACGAGGCCACAGGCGGCCUUAACCUCCUCACGCUCUCCCUCUAUCUCACUUCUCUCUACCAGAGCGCAGCGCCGUCCAGCAGUUUGAAGGAGCGCCGCCAAAUCCGUGAGCCCAGAGCACGGAUUCACCCCCGUCGAGCCGCGGGGAGCCAAGGGGUAGGUUGCACGACGCUCCAUCGACGAAAUCCCGCCGUCUCCCGUCGGAUUUAGCGCGUCGCCGCCGUUCUUCCUCGACUCCAGCGAGUUGCUCCGCCCUUCACCGACGAACCACCAUGGCCAAGCAGCCCAAGCUUCUCCUCCGCUCGGCCUCCCGGCACCACGCCUCCGCUCCGUCUCCUGCAGUCCCGCCUUCGGCGUCUAGGCCGCCAUUCAUCACGGCCACGCUCAGGCCGCCCCUCUCCCAGCACCGACCGCGCCACGGCAGUGGAGGCCGCCGGAUCCCGCGCCCAUGCUACGCGCCGGCGGUGGAGGCCGGUGAAUCCCGCGCCCGUUCGACGCGCCGGCGGAGGAGCGUGCCCGUGCGACGCGCCGGCGGAGGAGGGCGCCGUUGAUCCCGCGCCCUCGCUCGCCGGCGGAGGAGGCCGACGCGAGGGCCGUGUCGACGGAGAUGGGCUGGAGCAGAGCGCAGUCGGCAAGGAUCGGCAGCCGCGAGUCAUUGUGUUCCGGCCAGCCUUCGUGUUGUGUUCCGGCCGGCCUUCGUGUUGUGACUGUUGAAGUGGACAUGCUCCGGUCCUGUCGCCGUUGAGACGUGUUGUGGGCUCGAUUCUGUAGUCCGGUUAGUUGCUGUGCUGUCGUCGGUUUGAUCUUUUACUCCGGCCAGCCGCCGUUGCCGCUGUGCUGGCUGCUCCGUCGGGUUGCCAUUCUGAUCGGGUUUCGUGUUACUUCGUCAGGUUUUGCGUCUAGUAUUGAGUUUGGGGCUGGGUCGGAUUUAACGAUUCGAGUUUCGAGUUAGAUCUGUUGCCAUCCCAAUUUAUGACCGCGAUUCUGGUUCAU